AAGUAUUGCCUGGGGCUUUUAUCCUACAUUGCAAUGUAUACUGGGCAAAAAUAUAAAUGCAACAUGUAGAGUGUUUGGUCCCACAUGAUCCAUGAGAUGAAAUAAAAGAUCCCCAAAUUUUCCAUAUGCACACAAAAAGCUUAUUUCUCUCCAAUUGUGUGCAAAAAUGAGUUCACAUCCCUGUUAGUGAGCAUUUCUACUUUGCCAAGAUAAUCCAUCCACCUCACAGGUAUCAAGAAGCUGAUUAAACAGCAUGAUCAUUACACAGAUUCACCUUGUAAUGAACACAAUGCCACAAAUAUCUCAAGUUGAGGGAAGAGGGCAAUUGGCAUGCUCACUGCAGGAAUGUCCACCAGAGCUGUUGUCAGAGAAUUUAAUGUUCAUUUCUCUAGCAUAGGCCGCCUCCAACGUCGUUUUAGAGAAUUUGGCUGUAGGUCCAACUGAUCCCAAGUGGGUGGGCCUAUGCCCUCCCAAGUGGGUGGGCCUAUGCCGUCCCAAGUGGGUGGGCCUAUGCCGUCCCAAGUGGGUGGGCCUAUGCCGUCCCAAGUGGGUGGGCCUAUGCCGUCCCAAGUGGGUGGGCCUGGCUCCCAAGUGGGUGGGCCUAUGCCCUCCCAAGCCAACCCAUGGCUACGCCCCUGCCCAGUCAUGUGAAAUCCAUAGAUUAGGGUCUUAAUUCAUUUAUUUAAAUGGACUGAUUUCCAUAUAUUGAACUGUAACUCUGUAAAAUCAUUGAAAUUGUCGCAUGUUGACUGUAUAUUUUUGUUCAGUAUAUAUUUGAGCAAUGUUUAUUUGAAAUAGAUUAUAUGCAUGCAUUAUGCUUGAUCAUAAAACGAAUUACGCAACCUGCAGAACCUCUCUAUGAUGUGUUUAUUGACAGGUAGCGGGUAGUUAAUUAGCCAUGGGGUAUAGUCCACCACAGGAUGGCGAUAAAAUAUUCCCCACGGUUUUCAUAGCUCACCAACCGCUGCCUCCACUCACUUUCUUUCACAGCUACUCAAGAUGGCGGCAGCUUCCUCCAUCCAGCCGCCGAGCGUUCACUCUUUAAACCAUGCAAACGCACCUUUCCUGGAUUCUGACAGCCCGGAGACCCGCCAGGAUGAGGACGCAGUUUCCGAGGGGACCAGUCUCCGAGACUUACCCGAUUUGGAACCGGAGGAGAUUGAGAAGAGGCUGGAGAAAACUCGCCACGAGUUGAGCAACAGGAGGAAAAUCCUCAUUAAAAACCUGCCACAAGAUACGACCAACCAGGAGGUCCAUGAGAUUCUGAGAGAGUACGAGCUCAAGUACUGCUUUGUGGACCGCAACAAAGGGACAGCGUUUGUGACCCUGCUGAACGGUGACCAGGCUCAGGGUGCCAUACGCUCCCUCCACCAGAGCAACAUGCGUGGCCGAGACAUCACGGUGCAGCUCCAGCCCACCGACUCCCUGCUGUGCCUCACCAACCUGCCCCACACCUUCACCGCCCAGCAGCUGGAGGAGCUGGUCCGUUCCUACGGAAACAUCGAGCGCUGCUUCCUGGUCUACAGCGAGCUCACCGGACACUCCAAGGGCUACGGCUUCGUGGAGUACAUGAAGAAGGACUCGGCGUCGCGGGCGCGGUCGGAGCUGCUGGGGCGACCGCAGGGGGACCGCGCGGUCAUGAUCCAGUGGACAGACGUGAACCAGCUGACCGCGGGUCACCACCUCCACUCUAAGUGCCUCUGUGUGGACCGGCUGCCCCAGGAGUACGAGUCAGAGGAGUUGAACCUGCUGUUCUCGGAGCGCUACAAGCCUGUCUUCUGCCAGCUGGCCCAGGACGAGGGCAGCCCGGUGCGUGGCUUCGGGGUGGUGGAGUAUGAGAGUGCAGAGCAGGCGGAGGCCGUUCUGAUAGAGAUGGACAAAACACUGGUGGGAGGACAGGAGAUCCGUCUGUCUCUCUGCACCCCCGGAACCUCAGGCAGGAGCACAUUGGCCGCUCUCAUAGCUGCUCAGGGCGUGAUGUUGAGUAGUAAAAAGGGCUUACUGCCGGAGCCCAACCUGGCCCAGCUACUGAACAGCAUGACCAACCCAGCAGCCCUACAGGUCCUCAUGAGGCCCUACCACACUGGGAAACGAGGAGGGAAGUACGGGCGGCACCCCAGCCUUUCUCCGUUCCUCAGACCCCCCCUCACAGCAGCCCUGCUACAACUGGGGAAGGUACAGCAGGGUGCCAUGUUGGGGAACGGGCUGGUUCUGCAGAACCUCCUGCACAUGCAGCUGGCCCAGCAGCAGCUCUUACACAUCAAAGACAAGCACAUCAGCAAUGUAUCCAGUCUGCUGGGUGACCCUUCUCGUCUCCUCCUACAGAAAGCCCUGGGUCUCAGACCUCCAGCCCACAUGACCUUGGGCAAAGGUCUGCUGGGUGACUCCCCCAUCGAGUUGGGUCAGGAGUCGAUGCCAGCGUCCAGUCAGGCCACGGUGUCAGCAGCGGGCAUGAUGCCCUACCUGCGGGCACACCUGGGUAUAGCCGGGGGAGGGGAGCUGAACGGGGCCUGCAUCUCCACCGCAGCCUCUGACAGGCAGCCAGCGCCUCCUGGGACCACGAUGCACGUUCAGCACCAGGGACAGAGCUACUCACUGGGAAUGAGCAGCCCGGGGCUGGGCCCCCCUCCACCCAAAGCCCCAGGAGCCCACCAGCUCGGCCAAUACAGCCACAGUAGCACCGAAGCUAGUGGAGCUCCCAGCUGUCAUAUCUCUCUUCUGGGUGAACCUCCUAAAGAGAUGAAGCUGCCCUCCAACCCCUACCUGAAUCUAGCUAGUGUGUUACCUGGCAUGGUAAUGCAAGCCCCGGCGGUCGGUAAAACGCAGGCAGGACAGCCUCUGGCUGGGAUGUACAGCAGUGCUAUGCCACCUGUCUCCCAACCCUCCACCUCUCACGCCCCAGCGCCCUACAGCACAGAUACCUCUGCAGACUACAGCCAUUACAGCCAGGCAUACUCACAGGAGGCCAUUCAGCAGUGGUACCAGCACUACCAAGCACAAGCCCAGAGCUACAGCACCGCCCCCCAGGAGAGCCAAGCUGUGGACUACACCAAGGAGCACACACAGCAGCAGGCGGCGCCGUCCUAUGGGGAUUACAGCUCCUACAUGCAGGCUGUCAAUCAGUACUAUUCUCAGCCUCCCGUGACCCAGCCACCUCCCCAGGCUUACCAGAACAGAGAACCCACCAAGGAGGCUGACGUGUGUAAGCCGCUGGGUGUGUCUCUACAUGCGGUCAGUAACAGUGGUGCCCAGUCGGUGCUGCCAGCCUACAGCUCCAUCCCUAUGAUGCCAGGCUUCAUGACCGUGCCACCUCCCUCCACACACACACUCCCACCCAGCCCUGUCACACACACUCAGAGUGCCCACGCCCAAGCGGCCAGCGAAUGGAACCAGUAUUACUAUAAUCAGGCUCGGGGGCAGAAGCGGGAGUACCCUCACUUGGCAGUGCAGAAUAUGACAUCAGAGGGCGUGUAUGUGGGGCAGCACUCCCAGGGGCUAGGGGGGCAGUACGCUGACUACUUCAAGAAGAAGAGGAUCUAGAGAUGACCUAUGACCCCCCCGGCCUCCCUCUCCCUGACCUCCUGCACCCAAACUCCUAACCCCUAACAGUACAUACACACAGUCUCGGGUUUAGUGUUGUACGACUUUGGUAAACACACACACCGUUAUGUCGCUUUUGUCCUUUUUCAAGCCUUAAUUCUCAACUAUUACUCUCUUCUCAGUUGAUGUGUAACUGUUUAUUGACUAAUAAUCUGUACAUUGUUUGUAAUGUAUAUAUGAGCUGCUUUUGUAUUUUAUGGCCAAUCAGUCAGUCUGCCUUGUUGAAGGCCAGUCACUGUAUAGUCGGGUCUCUCUCUCUCUCUCUGUUGUUAUCUCUCUGUGUCUUUCUUCAAGUGGGGGAAACUGUACAUCGUUGCUUUAAUGCCUUGCUGUAACUGACGUGUUCUCUUCCUCGGUGUCUUUCUCUUUUUCUGACUGCCUCAGUGUCUCUUUUUAUCUCUCUUCGCGGAGACCUUGACUUGGCGCGUGUGUGUGUGUGUAUGUGCGUGCGUAUUUGUUGUGCCGUGCGGUAAGCGUAGGAGUGAUCAGCCAUUCCCAGGGUACAAGGCCGUCGGGUCUACCCUGGAAACUCAGAGACACAGGAAGGGGGACAUCCAAUCACUGCUCUUAACCUUUAACAAUGGACACUAACCCUAACGUAGCAGGUGUAAAAGAAACGGCUGAAACUAGAUCCUCUACAUACUGGUCUUGAUGAGAAGAAGAAGAAAAAACUGUUGGGAGGUUCUCUUCUGCACUGUUCAACCAAUCCAGUAAAUGUGGAGGAGGAGUUAAGAUGGGAGUGUUUCGCAGGUGGCGCCUUGUUAACAUGCAAAAGUGGAAGUCCCGGCUCUCUUUCCAUUUCCCCUGAAAACCGGAACAUCCGUUUGUUGGGGACUCGGCCUAAUGGACACUUACAAAGGCUGGGCUGGUCUACUAGCAAAUGAAUGGACACCUAAACGUGGUAUCUUAUAGCCAUUAGAAUAGUCGCCGAGUGGACACUUCUUUGUGCCCAUAUAGUUAUGUAUUAUAACUUGCUUGUAGAUGGACACUUACUAGGCCUUCAUAUGGUCCUGUGUUUGUGAUAGCUACAGGUUUGAAACCUUCCUGUUUAUAAUGGCUGUUGUUUUCUGUAGGGGCCAUGGAACAGUGGCUCAGUCGCUAAACGCAAUAAGGUACGCAGGAGGACGACUCCUAGGUUGUCCCAGGUUCUUCUCUUCUUUACCCACUGUUUUUAUGUUUUAAAUGCGGUGGACUUUUCAGGAACGGGAAGGACUCUGGAGAGACAAAUACACCAACCGACACUUUAAUACCGCUUAAUAAGCUGCCAUUAGAAAUGAAACCCCAAAACAGAAAGAUUCAGGAGAGGAGCCAUGUUGAAUUAUCUCAGAGAUGUUGUGGACUCCAGGGUUGGAGUCAAUUCUAUUUUGAGUCUGUCAAUUCAGGAAUGUAAAAGCCAGAAGUAGGUCAUAAUAAAUCAGCAAUGAAUCUAAUUUCAAUUCAUCCCCUUAAGACUCAUGUGGUACAGUGCAAGUGAAAAGGUCCUGAACCCAACCCUGGUGAUCUGACAGAGGGGGCGCUAGGGGUAUGAAGGCCCCAGGAAAGAGUAUGGAUGAGUGCUAAGUGUUGGCACAGGUAUUCAGCCUGAGACCCAGGCAAUAACGACAACUACUGCACCAACAAAUAUCACAAUGCCAACAAGAGGGCGUUACCUCUCUGCUAUAAUAAAUCAAAUCUGCCCAUCUCUUGAUUUAUCUCUUUUCACCUUUCUUCCUGUCCUUUUCUCUUGUUAUAUGCUCUCUAAUCUGUCUGUUUUCAUCCUCCACUCUUGUUAUAUGCUCUCUAAUCUGUCUGUUUUCAUCCUCCACUCUUGUUAUAUGCUCUCUAAUCUGUCUGUUUUCAUCCUCCACUCUUGUUAUAUGCUCUCUAAUCUGUCUGUUUUCAUCCUCCACUCUUGUUAUAUGCUCUCUAAUCUGUCU
Molecule: messenger RNA, 5516 nt
Organism: Oncorhynchus keta (chum salmon)
Lineage: Eukaryota; Metazoa; Chordata; Actinopteri; Salmoniformes; Salmonidae
Product: ribonucleoprotein PTB-binding 2-like
Exons: 15
Coding region: 1000-3540 (846 amino acids)
Cellular component (GO): cytosol
Molecular function (GO): mRNA binding
Source: RefSeq, a predicted model, not a curated record